Molecule: messenger RNA, 2179 nt
Organism: Trichoplusia ni (cabbage looper)
Lineage: Eukaryota; Metazoa; Arthropoda; Insecta; Lepidoptera; Noctuidae
Product: myrosinase 1-like
Exons: 10
Coding region: 531-2105 (524 amino acids)
Biological process (GO): carbohydrate metabolic process
Molecular function (GO): beta-glucosidase activity
Source: RefSeq, a predicted model, not a curated record
UUGUGUAAGUAAUCAUUGAGUGCCAGCUAAGUAAGGUAAUCUUGAUAUAAGGGGAUAUAAGGUUAUUUCAUAAUUUUGGACUUGUCAAUUCUAGCCCAUUGAAGCUCCGUAGUGUGUAGUUUUAACAACAGAUACAAUUGAUCAGAUCACAUUAACAAAAGAUAUUUCUGAGCCACCAGAUAAAACGUCUGGAAAAAUCCCUUUCAAACCUUGCAAAAGCAAGGCCGCUUAAAAUGUAUCACAACAUAUGAAACAUUUAUCAACAACCUUGAUGAUUGGAAAAUAAACAAAACAACAAAUAAAUACAAAACGAUCGAUCUAUUGACGUAUUUAAUAGCAGAAUAUGGAUACAUACAUAUUUUCCAUAAAACCUUUAGGAAGCAAGGCAGCUUGUGGCGGCCGCUACCACUCUAUCCAACUGCAACUCGUUCUUCGCAGGGAAGCCCCCGAAGGUUAUUCCGCUAAAAGGCUAUGAUUAAGAUUGUUGUAAUGAAUAGUUAAACGCAGCUGAGCCUUGUUUAGUUGGUACAAUGCGGAGCGCGAGUAGAGUCGCCCUGUUCGGAGCACUUUUGGUAACUCUUUGCUUGCUGCGAUCAGCAGGUGGGAGUGCCGGAGUCGACUUCAGGGCAAGCAAUUACUCCUUUCCAGAUGAUUUCAUUUUCGGAGUCUCGACGGCCGCAUUCCAAAUUGAAGGAGCAUGGAACGAAGGAGGCAAAGGCGAAAGCAUGUGGGACACUUAUCUCCACAAGAACCCACAGUUCACCCCGGAUAGGUCUAACGGAGACGUAGCAGCCGACUCCUAUCAUAAAUAUAUGGAAGACAUUCAGAUGAUCCAGAAGCUCGGGGUUAAAUACUACAGAAUGUCUAUUUCUUGGCCCAGGCUUCUCCCAAACGGCACCGAUAACAAUAUAAGUCGUGAAGGAGCAAUGUACUACCGAACUUUAUUUGAAGAACUUUUGAAGGUCAACAUUACUCCAAUAGUGACCCUCUUCCAUUGGGACAUGCCAACUGCUCUAAUGGACCUCGGAGGGUGGACCAACCCGAAGGUCAUGGAUUAUUUUGAGGAUUACGCAAGAGUAGCGUUUAACUUGUACGGUGAUAUCAUUAAGACGUGGACGACGCUGAAUGAACCGCAUCAACAUUGUUAUAAUGGCUACGGCCUUGAUUACUUCGUGCCAGCGCUCAUGUCACACGGUGUCGGCGAGUAUUUAUGUACUCACUACCUUCUACUGUCCCAUGCUCGGGUCUACCGGAUGUAUGAAAAAGAAUUUCGACCUUAUCAGAAAGGUAAAGUGGGAAUAACACUAGAUGCAUUCUGGGCUAAACCACGAGAUGCUAACAAGGCUGAGGAUGUUCUAGCUGCAAAUGCUUAUCUUCAUAUGCAUCUAGAUAUUUACGCGCAUCCAAUAUUCUCUGAUGUUGGCGACUAUCCUACUUUCGUUCGUGAACGGGUUAACAAUAUGAGCUUAGAACAAGGAUUCUCCCGUUCGCGUCUCCCAUAUUUCACAGAUGAAGAGAUACUUGCCAUCAAAGGCAGCGCAGAUUUCUUUGGUCUAAACCACUACACGACGUUCAUCAUGAGCCCAUCCUCCAUGGAGCCAAAAUGGAACGUGCCUUCGUUAGACCAUGAUACUGGUGUUAAAGUAGAUCAAAACUUAACCUGGCCGAGACCUGGGCCUGAAUGGUUGACGGUAUACCCACCAGGCUUCAGACAACUGCUCAACUACGUCCAAGACAACUAUAGAAUGUUGAGAGACAUACCUAUACUCAUCACAGAAAAUGGGAUGGCAGAUUUAGGUCAAACAGAAGACUAUGAACGAGUAGCAUACUUCAACGACUACCUCCACCAAGUCUUACUGGCUAUACAUGAGGACGGAGUCAACGUUAAAGGAUACUUCGCAUGGACUUUAAUGGACGAUUUCGAAUGGAGUGAUGGAUACACUUUCAAAUUCGGGCUGUACAAAGUGGAUUUCGACAGCCCAGAGAAAACUCGUACGCCAAAACUGUCGGCGAAGAACUAUGCCAACAUCGUGCGCACGCGCCGAAUCGACUUCAACUAUAUCAAGCCGCCGAUCAUAAGGCCAUUCCAGUUCAACUAUUUGUGAUAUUUUAGGAUUAACACGUUAUUUUAUUACAAUUGUUAUUUUUUUAAGUUAAUUUAUAAAACAAAAUACGAAAA